CCCUCAGAGCCUACGUGCAGGCAGACAUGAGCAGAGCCCGGUGAAGACAGAGGAAGCGUCCUGAUCUAUUCAGAACAGCACCCAGUCUCCUGUGUGCCGGAGCCGGCGGAGGUGACGAUGCUCCUGAGAAGCUUGUGCCUGGCCCUUCUCCUCCCGUCGCUGGCGGAGGCUCAGUAUGAGGAGUACAGCUUCAGAAGUUUCCCCCAGAAGGACAUCAUGCCGCUGGACUCCGCGUACGGAUACGCGAUGGAGCAGUACGGGGCGCAGAAAUGGGGAGAGAGCGUCAAGUUCCUGGAGCUCAGCCUGCGGCUCCACCGGCUGCUGCGGGACAGCGAGGCGUUCUGCAGCCGCAACUGCAGCUCGGUGAGCCGGGACAACGACACUCUCUUCGCCGACAACAGCCUGCGCGUCGUGCGCCACAUCCUCCUGAGAGCUGCGUGCCUGAAGAAGUGCAAGGCGGGGUUUCCAGUGUUUAACCUUGCGUAUCCACGAAGGGAUUUAUUGGAAACUUUCGACCAGAGAGUGCCGUAUCGUUACAUACAGUACUCGUACUUCCAGCUCAAUAACAUGAAGAAGGCUGUGGCGGCCGCCCACACCUUCCUGAAGAAGAACCCCAAUGACCCCUACCUGGUCAAGAACAUGAACUACUAUAAAACGCUGUUGGACGUGGAGGAAUAUCUCAUCGACCACGAGGAGCAGCCAUACGAGAGCGUUUUCCUGAAGAGCGUGACGCUCUACAACAGCGGGGACUUCAGCGACAGCGCCCAAAACAUGGAGCUGGCCAUCACGCAGUACUUUGAAGUAUACAGCCUCUGCUUAGCGGGCUGCGAGGGCUCGUAUGAGAUCUUGGAGUUCAAGGACUUCUACCCAACACUGGCAGAUCUCUACACUGAUAUGCUGAAAUGUAAGGUGAAAUGUGAGGCGCACCUGACGCCCAACGUCGGAGGAUUCGUUGUGGAGAAGUUUGUGGCCACAAUGUAUCACUACCUCCAGUUCUCUUAUUAUAAACUGAACGACGCAAAGAACGCGGCUCCGUGUGCAGCCAGCUACAUUCUGUUUGACCCCAACGACCAGGUGAUGCAGCAGAAUGUGGAGUAUUAUCACUUCUACCAGGAGCAGUGGGGCCUCAAGGACCAGGACUUUCAGCCUCGGCCUGACGCCCAGAGGUAUUUUAACCAGACGACCAAACAGAAGGAGAUGCUGGAGUUUGCAUUGAACUACCUACAAACAGACGACGAGGACGUGGUGAGUCCAGAAGAAACGGGAGCCUCUGACUCGGAGAACCCCGAUGCAGAGUUUGAGGGGAUGGGAGACUACGAGGAGUCCUUCCUGGCCGAAUGGUGGCAGGAACCCAAAACGAAGUCGGACGCGGGAGAGAUCGUGGACUGACAUCUGACCUCGUCCGUGAGAGGAGCGACUCCCCUGUCCAGCUCUGUCCCAACUGUUUGGACAACAUACCAAAGAAUGUCAACCUCCCC
Molecule: messenger RNA, 1478 nt
Organism: Pleuronectes platessa (European plaice)
Lineage: Eukaryota; Metazoa; Chordata; Actinopteri; Pleuronectiformes; Pleuronectidae
Gene: p3h4
Product: prolyl 3-hydroxylase family member 4 (inactive)
Exons: 7
Coding region: 118-1389 (423 amino acids)
Biological process (GO): collagen fibril organization; peptidyl-lysine hydroxylation
Cellular component (GO): endoplasmic reticulum
Molecular function (GO): protein binding; collagen binding
Source: RefSeq, a predicted model, not a curated record